CAUCCAACGACACCCAGAUCAGAUAUUCAAGCUGUUCUAUCAACACACACGCUUCAUAACCAUCCUACGAUAUUCAGUAGCUGCGUUGUACCUCCAGCCAUCUUUGAAUAAAUCUCUCUUCUAAAUUUCCUUCACCAAUCCUCCUCCAACCCCCGCAAUUUCAAGAUGUUUAUUGCUAGGUCAGAAUAUGGUAAGUACUAAGAGCUUUCCAAACAUUGAAGAUCAUAACUAACAACCUCUCAGAUCGGGGUAUCAAGUACGUACACACAUAAACCGUUUAUUUCCCUCCCAAAACAACGCUCUAAUAACCGUACAGCACCUUCUCCCCGGAAGGACGUCUUUUCCAAGUCGAAUACUCCCUCGAGGCAAUCAAGCUUGGAUCAACUGCAAUCGGCGUUGCAACUGGUGGGGGUGUAGUUUUGGGUGUAGAGAAGCGUGUCACCUCAACUCUUUUGGAAACCUCCUCCGUCGAAAAGAUUGUCGAGAUAGACCGUCACAUCGGAUGCGCCAUGUCCGGACUUCAAGCAGAUGCCCGUUCAAUGGUUGAACACGCCCGAGUCGAAUCACAAAACCACGCAUUUCACUUCAACGAGCCACUCAGAGUGGAGAGCUGUACACAGGCGAUCUGCGAUUUGGCAUUGCGGUUUGGAGAGGGUGCGGAUGGUGAGGAGAGCAUUAUGAGCAGACCAUUUGGUGUGGCUCUUUUGAUUGCAGGCUAUGAUGAGGACGGACCACAAUUAUACCACGCAGAGCCCAGUGGAACCUUUUACAGAUAUGAUGCAAAGGCUAUUGGAUCGGGUUCGGAAGGCGCUCAGGCUGAGUUGCAAAACGAAUUUCACAAGGUAUGAAUGUCCUUCUGUGUACCUCUGUUAACUUAUGUUUCGGCCAAAUUUCUAAUGUAACUAUAGUCUUUGACAAUCUUAGAAGCCGAGACCCUGGUCUUGAAGACGCUGAAGCAAGUGAUGGAGGAGAAGCUUGAUUCCAAGAACGUCCAACUAGCAAGCGUAACCAAGGAAAAGGGGUUCAGAAUCUAUACGGAUGAGGAAAUGGCAGCAGUUGUUGAGAGAUUACCCGCGAACUGAUGGAGGGGUAGAU
This is a messenger RNA of Hymenoscyphus albidus, 1095 nucleotides long. Lineage: Eukaryota; Fungi; Ascomycota; Leotiomycetes; Helotiales; Helotiaceae. The record is from the annotation of a GenBank genome assembly.